CGGGUUUUCUCAGAAGGCGAAUCGGAAACAAAGCUAAUAUUUUAACUCCAAAUGUGUUCGUUCAUUUUGAACAUAAAGCCAUUUUCGGCAAACGGGUAGCUAUAUUUCCUGUUGGUCAAUAACUACUUUAUGAUAAUGGUGUUCUUGGUUAAUAUUUAAUAAACGGUGUAAAACGUGUAAUAAGGUGUCUGCACUUGUGAUGGAAAGUAGCAGCUUUAAGCGCAAAUCAAUGUUUACAAAGGAUAGGUGGCUCUGGUGAUGCCUGAAUAAAAAUACUUCGAACGUAACGAAUCAGUUUUCUGAAUUCCCUCAUAUUUUCAAUUCAAAGAAUAUAUUUCUGUAGCCACAUAUGACAAUUAAGUUUAACAUCUGUGUUCUUGCAUCUCCCUGCAAGAACACCGUCGACCGUAGUUCAACUUGCUACAGGCUAUUUCCAGUUCACAUCUGAGUAUACAAGAACAAAACGGCAAAGAUGCAUAAACGGCAGCAAUAAUACCGAUGCUGAAUGUUGGGAGCCAGAGUGCCUGGAAAAUGGCAUCCAGGCGGAUGGAUUGAUGCCCAGAAACAAAACCUCUGCAAGAGGAAAUCGCAUCCCUCAGGCUGUCGGUAUGAAGCUGGAGCCCACCACCAUGGAUGUUAAUCAGAUGCUGGUGGUUAAAGAAGAAGACGCAAAAGAUGAAAACCCGAAACUGUACCACAUAAAGAAGGAAGAUGAGGAUGUCUGCAUCAGCCUGGGGGGAGAGCUGCACAAAGUGAAGGGGGAGUUUGAAAGUGGCAUAAAGUGUGAGGAUGGUGAACAGUCCCCUCUGCUCUCACAGCUUUAUCAAGACCAAAUGAAAGAUGGAGAACUUUCAGAAAAAAACAGAGAAUCCAUCAGGACAGAAGAUCAUGGAGAUGAUUCCAACUCCUUAGAGUCUGAAGACACCGAAAGGGAUGAAGAGGAUGAUGAUGCAAAUUGCCCUGUCUCUGAAAUGAAAGACUCAUCAGACUCUGGACUGGAAACUAAGGACAUGGACCAUAGCUGGAAGGAGAGCAGAGCUCCUGAGUCAGAUGGAAACCAAGCGAACAAACAAGAUUCAGAAAUAAAGUCUCCAAGCUCUCUGGAUAUUAAAAAAUGUUUUAAAAAGAACAAAAAUGUUAACACACGAAAGAAGGUACAGACAGGAGGGGAAUUUAACUGUGAAAACUGUGGCAAAACCUUUUUUGGAAAAUGGAAUUUAAAUGCACACAUGAGAAUUCACACAGGAGAAAAACCUUUCUGUUGUGAUGUUUGUGGAGACAGAUUUAGCCAUAGUUCACAUUUAAACACGCAUAUGAGAAUCCAUACAGGAGAAAAACCUUUCUGUUGUGAUGUUUGUGGACACAAGUUUAGACAAAAAUCACUUUUAACCACACACAUGAGAAUCCACACAGGACAGAAACCUUUCUGUUGUGAUUUUUGUGGACACAGAUUUAGCCAUAAAUCUAGUUUAAUCACACACAUGAGAAUCCACACAGGCCAAAAACCUUUCUGUUGUGAUCUUUGUGGAAAUAGAUUCAGCCGUAAAACUACUUUAAACAAACACAUGAGAAUCCACACAGGCCAGAAGCCUUUCUGUUGUGACGUUUGUGGACACAGAUUUAGCUGUAAGUCACAUUUAAGCAGACACAUCAGAAUCCACAGAGGACAGAAAAUAACUGCGGUAUGACGACUCAAGCUGCACAGCUCCAGUUGGUUGUGAAAUAUUUAUUUGUUGGCAUUCUAGGCAACAGUCUUCAUUUUUAAUCUUAAAACGUUUUAUUUAAGUAACGGAUUAGUUUAGUUGCAUGACUGGUAGCUUAUUAGCUAAUUAAUCUGUUGCUUAGACUGAACUGUAGCACAGGUGCGUUUGAAGUUCAUGUGUUUCUCCAAGGUACAAAGAUUGAAUUGUUUGUGUGAUGCCCCAAGAUGUCAAUGCUACCAUUCCUAACAUCAGAACUGAGCAGCCCUUCCAGUUUGUGGGCUGGUGACCAACUGGUUUUAAAAGGAUUAUGAGGAUGAAAAGGGGCUGAUAGACGAUGCUUGUCUACCAAUGAAUAGGAAAAAAUACUUUAAUCUGUUCAGUAAGAAUGUAAAUACACUCCUGCUUUACUACAUUAACUCUGUACAGUGUUUGAAAAGCCUGUUUAUACUGUAAUGUUUUUUAAAGUUAUCCUGUGCUUGUUAACAGGGACCUGUUUAACCCUCUGCAGUGUUUAUAUAGUCAUUUAGAAAUAUUUGUGUUUUAUUCAACAAUUUAAAACAAAAAAAUUAGCAUUCAAUUAUGAACUGAGCAAAUUAAAAUGAUUGAAAUCUUCACAAAGAGAAAAUGUUUGUUCACUUGUUUCAAUGUUAGUGUUUCCUCUUCAGUAAAGAGGAAACAAUGGGACCUGGUUUUGUGGGCUGAUUCUCACUAAUUGAUUAAAUAUUAUGUAGGUUUAGGUAACUUUAAGAUCUGCACAUGAUUAAUCAGCUGACCUUGACAUCAACAGAACAAACUCACUUGUGGAAGCAUACAGUAUUCUUUAUUUUUUCAGGUAAAACUACAGGUGUGACUCUUUCUGCAGAGAUUAAUCAAUCAAUCAAUCAAUCAAAUUUCAUUUGUAUAGCACAUUUAAGCGGCAAGGCAUUUCAA
Poecilia reticulata (guppy) is the source of this 2633-nucleotide messenger RNA. Lineage: Eukaryota; Metazoa; Chordata; Actinopteri; Cyprinodontiformes; Poeciliidae. The record is from RefSeq and is a predicted model, not a curated record.